CUUAUUCUCUCAGUGCAUGUGCUUGAAAGUUCGAGACAAAUUAUACAGAAAGGAAAGUUUCAAAAAGCAAUCUGUGCACAAUGGCUGAACACAUGGAAUCCAAUUUUUUGCAAAUUGUUUCGCUGACUAUCGAGGACUGUUUGGGUUGCGAAAAGGAGUUUUUGAAAUUUUCUCAGGUUGACAAUGUGCAUCUACUGCUGUACAAUCUGGACAAGCCGAAUGGCACAGUGCCAUCGUCGCCACUGAUUGUGACGCCCGUCGGCCAUGCUCUGCAGCUAAUGUGCGGCAAGGAGUAUACCAAUGGGGAGAGCUUGCGCCGUUUGUCGCAGCUGGAAGUGGGCAAGGGAAGCGUGAAGAUGACCUUCAAAUUGGAGCGCUUGGGCGGCAUUAGUGUUGAAUAUGAUCCCGAUCCCGAGAGUGACUUGGACAUGGAGCCAAGCACUUCGAAGCAGGCCCAAGAGCGCCAGGAGCGCCGCAGUCAACAAAAGCAACUAUUGCGCUCGCGUCGCCAUAUGAUCUACGAGGUCAACGUGCAUCGUCGUUUCGACGAUGAGGAUCGCUUAGAUUGCAUUAACUUCCAAAUCAAUUUGGGCGAAUGGCGUGAAGUAUCCGUUGUCGAGUUCCACAAUAUAUUCUUCGUGCAGCCACCACAAUUGUCGGAGCUCAUGUGCAAUGUCCAACAGGACUACGCAAAUAACUGGCUGAAAAUCAUCCAGGCCGAUGCUAGCACCUACAGCAAUCUCAGAGAGGAUGGCAAUCCGUUCGAUACUUUCGCCAAGCUACUUGAUCGCCAGAACAAUGACCACCAUCAGCUGCUUCUGAAAAAGCUGGCCACCAAUUGCCUGGCGGCCAAUGAGGCCACUCGUUUGACCGAACGUCGAUUCUUACUGCAAAUGUUCGACAAAGUUCGCAUCAUUUUUGAGUAUAUCACGAUCAACGAGUACACCGUGUGGUUCUUUGUGCCACGCCUCAAUCGUUAUACGGCUUUGGAUCAGGUGACUGUGGACGACUUUGACUUUUGCAAUGUGCGCAGCAGCAUUAAGUUAAUUCGGGAUGAAAGCGAAUUCUUCUGGCAUCGCACUGACCAUAAUAUCAUCGACAUACUACUAGUGGCCUUUCAACUGGCACUCGCACACAUUGCCAGGCAGUCGGUCUUGUUUCUGGGCCAACUCGAGAAGCUAAGCGAGUUUGUUUGCUUGCAAUAUGCGACGGCUACCUUUAUGAACGGCACUCAAUCAAAAUCUGAUGCUGCCAACACGACUAAAUGGUUUUGCAUGCGCUACUUGCAUCGCAUUAUCGAGCUAUCAGAGUCGCUGGGCUUGGUGGUGUUCAUUGAGUAUCCUGGUGCCAUGACACUGCUGCCAGAGAAUCGCCAGGUAAUCAAAUGCGUGCAAAAGCGAGAUGUCAAAACUGGCGCCAUCUCUUGGCAGGUAGGCGAGGAUGUGACCAAAGUAGCGGCCAGCGGCAUUCAGAAUCUGAAGGAGGUCAUCAAUUUGAAGUAAAUGCAUGUUUCAUUAACGAUUUUUUUUUGUUUUGGGAUUCAUAUUUUUUUUUAACAAACUGCUUA
This is a messenger RNA of Drosophila hydei, 1567 nucleotides long. RefSeq names its product protein ORD. Bases 81 to 1502 code for a protein of 473 amino acids. Lineage: Eukaryota; Metazoa; Arthropoda; Insecta; Diptera; Drosophilidae. The record is from RefSeq and is a predicted model, not a curated record. The transcript is spliced from 6 exons.